AUGGUGGUUGCAGAAGCAAGAGUUGUGUCCCUUACAACUUCACUUUCUUCUCACACUUCACGUUCUUUCAUCCAUCAUCCUCCAUGCAUCUUAUCCUUACAAACAUCACCACCACAUAUCAUGAAGCAAAACAAAUUAUCCAUUAAAUCGGUUGCUUUCCGCGACAAGGUGUCUACUGAAACUGAUCCUGGGACAAAAAAACUGGAGCAAGUUAAGAGAACCUGCCAAGAGACACUGUUAAAGUCGAGUGAUCCAACAAAAACAUUGAAGAUAAUUGACAUGAUUCAAAGGUUAGGAAUUGGGCACCAUUUUGAGGAAGAGAUCGAUGUAAAACUUGGAAAGGUAGGGGAUUGGGAUUUUUCUCAAGACCUCUUUUCCACAGCUCUUCAAUUUCGACUACUCAGACAUAAUGGCCGCCAUGCUUCUUCUGAUGUUUUCAAGAAAUUUUUGGACAACAAUGGGAACUUCAAGGAAUCAAUUACCAAUGACAUUUGGGGGAUGUUAAGUAUGUAUGAGGCAUCAUAUUUAGGUGCAGAAGAUGAACAAGUGUUGCAACAGGCCAUGGAUUUCUCCAGUGCUCAUCUGCAACAAUCACUCCCACUUCUAAGUCCUGAUGUAGGGAAUCACGUUGCCAGAGCCUUAACACUUCCGAGACACCUACGAAUGAGUAGGUUAGAAGCUAGAAACUACAUCGAAGAAUAUAGCCAAGUGAGAAGCCAGAUGCCAUAUCUUCUGGAAAUGGCAAAGAUAGACAAUGCCAUGGUUCAAUCAAUGCACCAAAAAGAAUUAGCAGAUAUCUCUAGGUGGUGGAAUGACUUGGGACUAGUUGAGAGGCUUGGUUUUGCAAGAGAUAAACCAGCAGAGUGCUUUCUGUGGACAGUGGGGGUAUUCCCAGAACCGUGUUAUUCAAAUUGUCGCAUUGAACUUGCAAAAACCAUUUGUAUUUUGCUAGUUAUGGAUGAUAUUUUCGACACUUAUGGCACAUUGGAUGAACUCGUUCUUUUUACCGAGGCAAUCAAGAGGUGGGAUCUUGAUGCGAUGGAACAGUUGCCUGAAUAUAUGAAGAUAAGCUAUUUGGCGUUGUAUAACACCACCCAAGAAAUUGCAUGUAGAAUUCAAAUGGAGCACGGACAAACCGUUCUUUCUUGCUUGAAAAGAACUUGGAUAGACAUAUUUGAAGCUUUUCUGAAAGAAGCCAAAUGGUUCAGCAACAAAUAUGUGCCAACUUUUCAGGAAUAUUUGGCUAAUGGGGUGAUUUCUUCAGGAUCAUACAUGGCAUUGGUGCAUGCAACUUUUCUCAUUGGGGAUGGUAUCUCAAACAAAACCAUUUCCAUGAUGAACCCAUAUCCAAGACUUUUCUCAUGCUCAGGGGAAAUUCUUAGGCUUUGGGAUGACUUAGGAACCUCAAGGGAGGAACAAGAAAGAGGAGAUAAUGCUUGCAGCUUACAGUGUUUGAUGAAAGAAAAUAAUAUUUCAGAUGAAAGUGUUGCCAGAAAACAUAUAAGAGGAUUCAUUAGGAACUUAUGGCCAGAGUUAAAUAGUCUUGCUUUGACCACAACCUCUUUGCCUUUCUCAGUUAUAAAGGCUUCUCUUAACAUGGCUAGAACUGCUCAGGUAAUUUAUCAGCAUGGAGAUGAUCAGAACACAUUCACAGUUGAUGAUUAUGUCCAAACAUUACUCUUUACACCAACUCUCAACAAUUGAGAUGAAAUUCAUCUAUCAAUUAAUUAUCGAUUAUCUGUCACAGGAGAAGCAAAGUUUGUAUUAGCUAUUUGUACCAUUAUUCUGCCUUUAAUUGCCCUUUUGUUCAUUCCGAUUAAUACAAGUUAAAGUGAAGGUGAAUUUAAGAUUAUCACACAAUUUGUAAAA
Molecule: messenger RNA, 1869 nt
Organism: Vigna unguiculata (cowpea)
Lineage: Eukaryota; Viridiplantae; Streptophyta; Magnoliopsida; Fabales; Fabaceae
Product: putative terpene synthase 11
Biological process (GO): diterpenoid biosynthetic process
Molecular function (GO): magnesium ion binding; terpene synthase activity
Source: RefSeq, a predicted model, not a curated record